Symbiodinium sp. CCMP2592 is the source of this 2010-nucleotide messenger RNA. NCBI's taxonomy places the organism in Eukaryota, Dinophyceae, Suessiales, Symbiodiniaceae. The record is from the annotation of a GenBank genome assembly.
AUGCGGACGCAGGAGGCAAUUGCGGGAAUGCCCAACUAUGCGGACCAGUACCGCCAAACUCACCAGGCCAGCCCGGCAACGUCGUACUCAACACUCGUUUCCAGAAGCUAUGACCCUGAGCUCAUCGCGCGCCAGGCCUUGGACGGCACCAACCAGUACCGUGCUUCCAAGGGACUAGUGCCCCUGCAGUGGCACGACGGCAUUGCUCGGAUUGCGCGUCAGCAUGCCGAGCAGAUGGCCAGUGGGGCAAUGCCGUUUAGUCAUGACGGUGUAGAGGAGCGCUUCCGCGCCUAUCCGAUGGCCCAUCGUGCCGCAGCGGAGAACUUGGCGCUGAACCACGGCGUUGCAGAUGUCGCCAAGGUUGCAGUCGAUGGUUGGAUCAAAUCUCCCGGGCACGAGAGGAAUCUCCGCGGAACUUUUAACCUCUGUGGCCUGGGAGGCACCCAGCGCGCGAAGAUCGAGGCGAUGAAAGCGCAGAGCGACGACGAGGCGGACAUUAAGAAGCAGAUCGAAGUCUUGAACGACACACUGACGGUCAUUCCUGAUGCCAGACACCGUCUUCAGAAGUAUGCCACGGAGCUUCGCGAUCACCUGGCAGAGGGCCACCAGGAUGUAGACGUCGCUAUGCGUAGCGAAGGUGAGGAAAACCCGGAGGUCCAGGUGAUCCUGGAGGCACGCCAGCUGCUCAGGGAGGUUGACCAGACCUUGGGUACGCAGACUGCCGACGAGGAGCCAGCUGAUGACACAGCCGGAACCGGUGGAACGGCAGACGCUCCGAGUCUGCAAGGUGCUGUUUUACUUGACAGUCCAGGGCCAGGGGCUGCCAUGCCUGUUCAGGUGACCCUGGCCUCUGGCAAGGAGGUGGAGGUGACAGCAGCUGCAGGCGACAAGGUCGCUGACCUCAGGCAACAGAUCGCAGAAAAACUGGACCAGCAUCCAAGGUGCAUUGAGUUGAAUCACGAAGCCGGCGUGCUUGGAGAUGAGCAGAUCGUACCAGACUCACAAAUCACCGUGGUGCUCGUGCGGUUGCCCUGGAUUGGUGCCGGCCCGGACCAAGUAAAAGACCUCGGUGGUGGAGAAUUUGUCAUCGAAGGAGACGAAAAGAGGGGCAGCAAAUGCAAUGCUUUGUGCGAGGUGGGCUUCAGCAGUGGCUCCGAGUACUUUGAAGUUGAGGUCCUUGAGGGCUCAGGUGCUUUCAUCGGGGUCACCACCAGAAACGGAUUUCUGGAAGGCUACAAGAUCAAGGGCCUCUUCUUCGGCGGGCCUGGCAACCUGAGCAACGGUAGUGGCGGCUUGCGGACGCAAUUUGGCGAACAGGUGAAGGCAGGUUCCGUCAUUGGUGUGGCCUUGGACCUGACAGAUGAGUCGACCGUCUCGGUGACCUUCUGGGAAGGAGAUGUUUGCCUCGGAGAAGCUUUCAAAGGAUGUCCGCGCCAGCCAGGAGCCAUGGUGUUCCCAGCUGUGUGCGCAAACAAGGUCCAGGAUCGUUUCAAGCUGUCUUUACGGCGGAAUCCACGCAAGCAGACACUCAAGCAACCCCAUCCAGCGAUUGGAUCUUGGGAUUUGCAGCGGUUGGUCAUUGCAGGUGAAACUGUCAGCUUGGAUGCUGCCCUGGCUGUGAAAGGAAAGGGCAAAGGCAGGGGCUAUGCAGUGGAUGCCGAAGCACCACCUGGAAUGGGCAACAUCAUCAUGACCUUGACAGAAAAGCCAGGCACGCCACUCUUUCGGCUUUCGUUGAAGUUGGGAAACACCCUGAUGACGACUGUUCAAACUAACAGCGGUCCGAUCGGUGCGGAAGAGGUCCAGCUGGGCGUGGUUGCAGGAACAAUGGUCAUGGCCCCGCCCCCGCUCAUGGACUUGGAGCAAAGCUUUUCCAAGGCCCUCCCCUUGAUCACCAGCUGGAAAGUCACCAAAGACAGCCUGCAAAUGCGUGGUGGAGAUGUUGAAAUCGAUUUCCGUCACUACGAUGCCCCUCCUGAGGAACCAGUUUCCAGUGUCACACUUCCAUAG